AAAUGUCUGAGGAUAUCAAGUCUAGAGUCAUGAAUUAUUUAAAUUGUCCAUUGGGAGAUAUGCAUGAAGGAGAAUAACUUAACUUUGUUUGUCUUGAGGCAAAUUGUAAAGAAAUGGGACUCAUCUGUCCUGUAUGCAGAACUUAAAAACAUUCCAAGCACAAAGUCAUUCCAUUGAAGAUCUUUCUAGCAGAUAUUUAUACUAAUGUUAAUGCUAAGCAAAACCAAAAUUCAUUGGAUUCCUUACUUGUGCAAUUAGAUUAAGUUCGCUUGAAAAUGUUAUCCAGUCUUAAGGAGAUCGUCCAAAAAAUGGUUUUGUAUGACUUUUAUGUCUUAUCAAUUAGACAAAUCAAAUUGCUUGAAGAAUAAAUCAACUUAAGUUAUAAGAACACAAAAUAGAGAUUAUAGGAAUAGAAUCAAACGUAAAUGAAUUUUCCUCAGUUGUUUCAAUAAAUCCUAAAUACACAAUAUAAGAAUGUGGAUUUGUUAAAAUAAGAUGUACGUAAGAUGAUCGACAAUGUAAGUCAGCAUCAACCUGGCAAAAUUGAAAUUGACUUUAAACCUUAAAAAUUGUUUGAUUCCUAUUAAAAAGCUGUAAGAAUUCUUAUAAUUAUCAUUCUAGUCACAAGAGGCUGUUAAUCAAUUAUAGAUGCUAUUUACAUCGUUUAAAUAAUCAACCUAAAAAAUAGCGAAACCAAUUGAAAAGUUUACUUAGCCAGUUGUUAGUCAUAAUCAAAUCAAUUUCAUAUUUAGUUAAACUUUGAAAUCGGCGACAAUUAAUGUUCAAGAUUUUAAAGUAGCCACACAAUAAGUGCAAUAGAAUACUGAAAAUAGAUUUAUUUUAAUUGAACCAUCUAUUUAAGAUUCAUCGAAAAUUGCCUUUAAAAUUUUAAAUUUAACAAAUUUCAUCGGAUUGGGAAUUGGAUUGAAGAACGUUCUUCAAACAAAGAAGUAAGUAUAAAUAUUAGAUCCAUUAGUAUGAGAUUUGAUUACUAGACUUUGGGACAUGGUUCAUAUAUGGCAUCAUCAAACGAUCAUGUAUGGUCACAUAACAAUAAGGAGGAAAAUAUGAUAUCUAAAUCUUUUUCGUUUGCAACUGGAGAUAUUGUGAUUUUAGAUGUCAAUUUAGAAAAUAAGGUAUUUUAUUAGAUAGCUAUUUAUUAGAUAGUAAAGUUUAAGAAUAAGAACUCUUAAAAUGAACCAAUAUCACUUAAAUUUGACAUCCCAGAAAAUGAUGAAAUUGUUUUUUGUGUUAAUAUGGGUAGUAUUGGAGAAAAGGUGGAAAUUUUAGACGAUUGGGAGUGA
Molecule: messenger RNA, 1304 nt
Organism: Paramecium octaurelia
Lineage: Eukaryota; Ciliophora; Oligohymenophorea; Peniculida; Parameciidae
Source: the annotation of a GenBank genome assembly